Molecule: messenger RNA, 1383 nt
Organism: Dioscorea cayenensis subsp. rotundata (Guinea yam)
Lineage: Eukaryota; Viridiplantae; Streptophyta; Magnoliopsida; Dioscoreales; Dioscoreaceae
Product: furostanol glycoside 26-O-beta-glucosidase-like
Exons: 10
Coding region: 1-1383 (460 amino acids)
Biological process (GO): carbohydrate metabolic process
Molecular function (GO): beta-glucosidase activity
Source: RefSeq, a predicted model, not a curated record
AUGGCAUCAGGGAUCUCUCAACCAAUUUCCAUGUCUCCCACCACCACUAUGUCUCUAACUAGUUCCGGUACUUCAUUAUUAACUAAAGGAAAACAACCAGCAUGGCUUUCCUUUUCCUUUUCAUUCAAUAAACCCUCAUCAUCCAUACCAAGUAGCAAAAACAAGUACUCAAGAACAAGUGUUAGAGGUGGCAGCAUUGUGUGCUUGGGAGGAGGAAGUAUCUCGGUUCAAACCAGUGCUCCUCCUCAAACCACUACUGAUCCAGCUGUGGCUUUUGGCAGGCAGAGCUUCCCUCCUGGCUUUGUCUUUGGUGCUGCCACCGCUGCUUAUCAGAUAGAAGGAGCUUGGAAUGAAGGAGGGAGAGGGCCAAGCAUUUGGGACACUUUCACCCAACAGCACCCUGAAAAAAUUGAACACAGGAGUACCGGAAAUAUUGUUGUGGAUUCAUAUCAUCGUUACAAAGAAGAUGUGAAGAUGUUGAAGGACAUGAACUUAGAUUCCUAUAGAUUCUCCAUUUCAUGGUCAAGGAUUCUUCCAAAGGGAUCACUGAAAGGUGGCAUUAAUCAAGAGGGAAUCAACUACUACAACAAUCUCAUCAAUGAAUUACUGAAAAAUGGUUUGCAACCUUAUGUCACACUGUUCCAUUGGGAUGUACCUCAAGCUCUUGAGGAUGCAUAUGGAGGCUUUCUCAGUAAAAAGAUUAUGCUCGACUUUAGGGACUAUUGUGAAGUUUGUUUCAAAGAGUUCGGAGACAGAGUUAAGCAUUGGAUCACAUUGAAUGAGCCAUGGAGUUUUAGUAGCAUGGGAUACGGUCUCGGACGACAUGCGCCUGGCAGGUGCUCGCAGAUUCUUGGUUGUUCAGUCGGUGACUCAAUUAUCGAGCCUUAUAUUGUCGCACAUAAUUUAAUUCUAGCUCACAUAGCUGCUGCUAGACUAUACAAAGACAAGUAUCAGAGAACGCAAGGAGGACAAGUCGGGAUCACUUUGGUUUGUAUGUGGUAUCAUCCUUAUGACCAAACACACAAACAAGUCGAGGCGGCAACCCGAGCUUUGGAUUUCAUGCUUGCAUGGUACUUGGAUCCAUUGAUGCAUAGAGAUUAUCCAUUUAACAUGAAAGCUAUAGUGAGGGAUAGACUGCCUACAUUCAGUAAAGAAGAAGCAGAUAUGAUAAAAGGAUCGUAUGAUUUUAUCGGUAUCAACUACUAUACAGCGAGAUACGCUCGGGAAGUUUUGUAUUCUCAAAAUCAACCUCCUUUCCUCAACAUCAAUGAAUCAUAUGCUGAACAAUUAGAGGCUAAAGAUGGGGUUCCUCUCGGGAAGUUUUGUCCAACGGAAAUUACCGUCCGUGAAAGUCAUCACCCACAGAAUUUGAUCUUUCAGUGA